Molecule: messenger RNA, 882 nt
Organism: Tinamus guttatus (white-throated tinamou)
Lineage: Eukaryota; Metazoa; Chordata; Aves; Tinamiformes; Tinamidae
Gene: NOXO1
Product: NADPH oxidase organizer 1
Biological process (GO): superoxide anion generation
Cellular component (GO): cytoplasm
Molecular function (GO): superoxide-generating NADPH oxidase activator activity; phosphatidylinositol binding; protein binding
Source: RefSeq, a predicted model, not a curated record
AUGAUGUUUGUCUCCUGGUCAGAUCGAAACAACAUUCUGAUCUACCGGACAUUUGAGGAAUUUAAGAGAUUCCAUAAGGAGCUGAAGAGAAAAUUCCCCAUCGAGAGCGGCUCCCUCAGGAGAUCGGACCGGACCAUUCCCAAGUUUAAAGAUGCAAACGUGAAGCAGAGAAAGAGCGGGAAGUUGAACAAGUCCUUGGAGAGGUUGAAACUGCUGGAAGCGUACUCCCAGGAGCUGCUGCGAAUGGAUGCUAAGAUCUCCCAGAGCGAAAGCCUCAUUCAGUUUUUCAAGGCACAAACCCAAGACCUAGAUCCUUCCUUUCCUGAAAACAGUGUUGUGAUCAUGCCGUCAGAAAUUGGAGGGGAAAGGAAAAAAGAGCGGCAGCAGCAGCACGUCCCCUCCAUCACGCACCCGCAGGCAUCUCAGAGCUACAGGUGCAUCGAAGCCUUUGAAACCAAAGACACAAAAAACAAGACCUUCAAAGUGGCUAAGAAGGAAAUUGUUGAGGUGCUCAUCAAGGACAUGACUGGGUGGUGGCUGGUGGAAAACGCGGACAAGCAGAUCGCCUGGUUCCCUGCCCCGUACCUGCAGGAGCUCGACCUCCACGGGGACAGCCAGAGCGCCCCGAGCGCCCACGAGGAGGGCUGCCUGUACUUCGCUGCGCGAGCCUACGAGUCCCAGGAGGCGGACGAGCUCUCGCUGCACAACGGCGUCAUCGUGGAGGUGGUGAGGAAGUCCCAGGACGGCUGGUGGCUGAGCCGGUACAAUGGCCGGACCGGCUACAUCCCCUCCAUGUGCCUGCAGCCCUACAGGAACCCCCACUGCAGGCUGCAGAGCAUCGUGAGCUGCAGCCUCAACGCCUCCACCCCCAACCUCUCCUCC